This is a messenger RNA of Alexandromys fortis (reed vole), 1320 nucleotides long. Its product is annotated as glucokinase regulatory protein-like. Gene Ontology annotation, biological process: carbohydrate derivative metabolic process; negative regulation of glucokinase activity; response to fructose. The record is from RefSeq and is a predicted model, not a curated record. Gene Ontology annotation, molecular function: fructose-6-phosphate binding; enzyme inhibitor activity; enzyme binding. NCBI's taxonomy places the organism in Eukaryota, Metazoa, Chordata, Mammalia, Rodentia, Cricetidae. Gene Ontology annotation, cellular component: nucleoplasm; cytosol.
AUGGCGGCAGAUGCUGCAGGGUGGGGAGAAACGGACCACAUCCGCCUGGAGUUGACUGGGGAGCUGACUGAUCCAGUCCAUGUAUUCUACUGGAGGUUUAUGAAUGAUGCCUUGGGGAGGCCAGGCAGCCUGGGACAGCACACCUUUGAUUAUCAGAUCGACCAGCUUGUUGACACUCCUGCUAGUGUCGGAAGAGAAAAGAAGACGAUAGCGAAUGGUCUGGAUCUCCAAGCAUCACCAACCAAGGAGGAGGAGAAUCGCAUACAGAUGGGGAAGGGCACCAUUCCCUUCUCGGGAGCUAGUGAAUUUUCUUCCAGAAGCCUUCUGGACAUCCUGAAGACAUUUGAGCGGGCUCAUCAGGUGACCUACAGUCAAAGUUCCAAAGUUGCCACCCUGAUGAAACAAGUCAGCACCAGCCUGGAGAAGAAAGGCCGAGUGUACUUAGUUGGCUGGCAGACCCUUGGCAUCAUCGCCAUCAUGGAUGGGGUAGAAUGCAUCCACACCUUUGGUGCUGAUUUCCAAGAUGUCCGUGGCUUUCUCAUGGGUGACCACAAUGCCAUGUUUAACCAGAAGGCAGAGCUCACCAACCAGGGACCCCAGUUCACUUUCUCCCAGGAGGACUUCCUGACUGCCAUUCUGCCAUCCCUUGUGGAAACUGACACUGUGGUCUUCAUUUUCACCCUGGAUGAUAACCUCACAGAGGUCCAGGCAUUGGUAGAGCAGGUGAGAGAGAAGACCACGAACAUCCAGGCCCUGGUGCACAGCACCGUGGGGCAGUCCUUGAGUGCCCCUCUAAAGAGGCUCUUACCCUCCAUCAUCAGCAUUACAUGGCCACUUCUUUUCUUUGAAUAUGAAAAAGGCUACGUCCAGAAGUUCCAGCGUGAGCUAAGCACCAAGUGGGUGUUGAAUACAGUGAGUACCGGGGCCCACGUGCUGCUGGGGAAGACCCUACAGAACCACAUGCUGGACCUCCGCAUCACCAACUCCAAGCUCUUUUGGAGGGCACUGGCCAUGUUGCAGCGGUUCUCUGGACAGUCCAAGGCUUGCUGCAUCGAAGCAAUCCAUUUUCCUCAACCACUGUCAGAUGAUAUCCGGGCUGCUCCCAUCUCCUACCACGUCCAGGUUGCCCACGAGAAGGAAAAGGUGAUCCCCAAAACCUUGCUGAGCCUUUUACAACACUGCUCCAUCACAGAGGCUAAGGCACUCCUGGCUGCAGCUCCUUCCGUAUGCGAGGUUAUCAGGAGCGCCCUCUCUGGGCCGGGUCAGAAGCGCACCAUCUGAGCCCUUGGGGACCCAACAGCCUAUAGUACAGUAAAUUGA